AUGAGCCAAAUUUUAGCACUUUCUUAUGCUAUCUCUGUAUUUAUUCUUGGCUCCGUUACACUGGCGCAUUGGGUUUCUCAUCGUGGUGACAAGAAUGCCCACAGGAAUUUUUUGAAUGGUAUCGUUCGGUGUUCUUUUGGCCUCCUUGGACUAGUACUCUGUGGCGCUUAUAAACAUUAUUCUGUUGAUGAUGAUGAUGCCAACAAUGAUCAUCAUGAUCAUGGUUCUGGUACCAGUAAUGACCAUGUUAUUAUCAACAUCACGGAGCUGCCCAAUGGUGACCCCUCCAUGGCUCCAUCCGCAUCCGAUCAAUCCCCGUCGUUGAUUUCAACACUGGGAAAUUUGAGGACAACGUCGAACGUGUCGUUUGUCUCUCCGAGCUCGCCGGCGGAGACGAAGUCAAGGUUUUACCGAGCUGUAAACAUGGGUUUCACGCCCAAUGCAUCGACGCGUGGCUUGAGUCGCAGAGUAAGCCUGUUCCACUUGUUCUGA
Eruca vesicaria subsp. sativa (arugula) is the source of this 492-nucleotide messenger RNA. The record is from the annotation of a GenBank genome assembly. NCBI's taxonomy places the organism in Eukaryota, Viridiplantae, Streptophyta, Magnoliopsida, Brassicales, Brassicaceae.